AUUAUUGUAAUUGUACUAGUGGCAUUUGGCAUCAAUACUCAACUAAGAGAUUGAAGACACAUCCUUUGAACUGAAAGCUCUUUUGGUUUCAGACGCACAAACAGGUUCACAUGCAGUUGCAGAUCCUCCAAUUCCUAAUUCCCUAAACUACGGCACCAUGGCCGAACCUGAUACCGAAACGCCUGAACAAACAAAUACCCAGAUAAGCAGUAACGCAGAAUGCACACCUGAACAACAACUUCAGAUUGUAGACAAAGCUAUUGAUCGCCCUGAGUGGUUACCUGAUGGGUGGACUGUGGAUAUCAGAACUCGCAAAACUGGUUCGCUUACGGGAUCUGGAUAUAAGUGUUACAUUGAACCAUUAAAUGGAUACACAUUCUACUCCAAACCUGCUGUAUUACGAUAUCUGGAACCUAAGGACAAUACAUGCAUUCCGAAGAAGAAGAAAGCGAAAUCCCCGGCCACAGGGUCCCCAAGCAUCGUUGCGAUUGAGAAAUCCAUUGCAGAGGAUCUACCACCUGGGUGGAUAAAAGAAGUAACAAUUAGAAAAAACCACAACGGCAUCAGGAAAGAUCCGGUAUAUAAAGAUCCAGUAAGUGGCCAUGCAUUCCGUUCCAAGAGGGAUGUACAGCGUUAUCUUGCAUCUGGGUAUAUUAGGCCUUCUAGAAAAAGAAUCCAGGAUGGAGACAAGUUAACUCCAUCACCUGCUGGUAAAAGACACAAACUGAAUGAGUCUGCACCUGAACAACAGCUUUCUGCUGGUGGAGCAACAUUUGAUAAAAGCAGCUUAGAACUGAUAGAUGACAACAGCUCAAGAAAAGGACAAGAUGUGAACAUCCAAUCUGGAAUGAUGAUGGUUGCUCCUAUUUCUGUUGUAAAGAUGCAUUCACUAGAGGAUGAUAGUGCUGAAGACCUUUCUGAAAUUGAAAAAAUGUCUGAUCCAGAUGAUAUGCAAGAGGAGCAUGUUGGGAAUAGGAUGAGAGAGGGGGAGUUCAAUGUGCAUCGCCAAUCUUCACCACAACUCCAUAAUAUGAGAGAGCUGCACAGUCCUUCCCAGGUUUUGAAGCAACUUGGUGGAUUUGAUGAUGACAUGAAGACGAAUAAUUCCAUAUCCUGUGAAAAGACCCCCAAACAAGGUCGCAAAAGGUCAAAAGUUGAUAUCAGUGCAGACUUGCAACAACGUGAGGGUGUGUCAGCUGCAGAGCUUGCAGAUUGUGCACCGCCAAAAAGAGAGUCAGCAAAUAAAAGACGGAAAUCUUAUAAAACCCCACCUAUUACAGGUGAUCAACUGGAGAAACUGAGAGGUAAAGAAAUGUAUGAUGAGAAAUCAGAACCCCAAGUGUCGUCGGCAUUCAACUACACUUCGUCUGACCCAAGCUUAGAAAAUGCAACUAAUAAUCUGCAGAGUAUGUUACUAGUUGAGAAUGGACCUAAUACUACUGGAAUCACUACAGUUCUUCAAACUGAUAUUCAAAAGAAAUCGGUUGACAGUGUUACUGGAAGAAGCGGGGAUGGAAACCCACAGGUACGUUCAAAUAAAUCCAAAAAGAAGAAAGAGCUUAAAGUGCCUAUGCGAGUAUCAAAGCGACUUGCUGGCCUUGAACCUGAGGUACAGCCUUCCGGAAGAGCUCUUGAAUAUGCCACUAGAAAAUCAAGAAAAGAACCACCACCUGCAACUGCUACUGAAAUUUCAAUUGAUGGGGCAUCUGACCAUCUUAACCUUGAGGAAGAAACCAAGCUUACAUGUCAUGCAUCUCAUAGUUUGAAAACAGAAGUACUAAGAGAAUCAUCAAACCAGAGUGAGAAGUCAUGCGAUGCCCCAACUGUUCCCAAGGAACAAUUGCAGAAAGUUAUUGAAGCUGAAAAUACCGGUGAUGAGAGAUCAGAGCUACAGCUUCCAGUGCCAUUCGGGGACUCUUGGUCAGAUCCAUGCCUAGAAUUUGCAUUCAAGACUCUUACUGACGAUGUGCUAUUUCAUCCUGCCACUGACAUUUUGCCUGUUAUAACUCCCGAUCUUAAUUACCUACCAAAUACUGAAUUGCAUGGGGUGAUGAUAACCAGUGAAGAAGCUCAUGAUAACUCAAACCAACCCCAGAGCAAGAAAGAGCUUAAUAUGGUUAAUCCCGCAGAACCAUUCCCAAGGCAACUAGAGAAUGCUCCUAAAUUUACAACUAGUGAACCUUAUGGUGAUGAAGGCUACACAAGGAAUUUAGCUGGAGAAUCUUUACAUAGUGAAGUUGGAAACGUAAUGCCACUCAUGCAUCAUACAGUGAUACACCAAGAGCCAUUGAAGGAAGGUGCACAGGUUCAUAAGGGUGAAUCCAUUAUAAUCGGGCCACCUCUGGUUGAAACUGGAACUGUAAACCAUGAUAACUCUAAGUCACAGUUCUGUGCCUCCUUUGCAAAUUCUUGGUCUGAUCCAUGCCUUGAAUUUGCAUUUAAGACUCUUACAGGUGCGACAUCAGCGGACAAUAAUUUACAGCAACCUCCAAAUUUCCAUAACCAGAUCGAUGGUGGCUCAUUGUUUCCUGACUUUGGAUCUUCCAGCUUUUCUCAGAGUAAUUUCUCAUUUUACCAUGACAUAGGAGUGAAUUCCAUGCCGGGGCAACAAUCAUCACGUAGCAAUCCAAUUCCACCCUUAGAAAAGGCGAGCCAGCGAGGUUAUCCUGAAGUUGAUCCUCAAAAUCAAUAUUCUCAGUUCCAGAAUCAUUUUCCAAGGUAAACUAGUAAAAGAUUUGAUGCAUGCCCCAGAAAUAUUGCUACUGAUUGUACUUUAUAGAUUGUCACCAUAUUUUCUUAGUUUUGAUGGUGACAUUUGUGAAUACAUUAUGAACAUAAGACCUAGUUUGGUUGGUGCUCUGCAUUGUUUCUGGAAAAUGUCUAGGCAGGUAGGUAGGUAAAGCAGGCAGGUUCCGAUCUUGUCAUCCUUCGCUAAGCUAUCUAACUAUUGUAUCUAUGUUGUAUUGUGUAGUAUUGUUUACUUCUCCUA
Molecule: messenger RNA, 2989 nt
Organism: Arachis ipaensis
Lineage: Eukaryota; Viridiplantae; Streptophyta; Magnoliopsida; Fabales; Fabaceae
Molecular function (GO): DNA binding
Source: RefSeq, a predicted model, not a curated record